AUGAACCAUUCACCUGAUGAUCCCGAUGAUUUGGUACGAAAGAAAAUUGAUCUUAAUCAUAUUACAAAUAUGAGCUAUCAAAUGCAUGUUCCCGAUUCGAUAACAGUUGGUCCAACUCGAUCGACUAUACCUCGUCUUGAUCAAGACAGCGAUCGAGCGCCGAUUCGUAUGGAAGUACCGGAACGACUUCGUCCAGGUGGCAAUGGGAGCAUGGUGAUGUUGAAUGAUACCGACUUUUUUACCAAUGGAGAGUCGAAUCAUUUAUCGGACUCGUUCAUUCAGCAACCAUCUCUUCCAUCGACGCUUCAUCCGAAAGAUAUUGAAACUGCCAGUGACGAUGAUUACACAUCAGUUGACAUUAAAGGCAAUUCUCAGCCAGUGCACAUUGCUGAUUCAUGGCAUAUCGAAUCCUUUAAUAGUACAGACGAUAAAAAUGUUCUGAACAAAAUCCAAUUGCUCCAAAACCGUGUCCAGCAAAUGGAACCUCAAAUGAGUACAUACAUGCGAGAGGAUUUAACACGCAAUGAAAAAAUCCAACAAGCACAUCGAAUACUGAAUGAAAAUAAAUAUUCACUCGAUGCAUGGGCCUUACUAACUCAAGACGCUCAGGAAAGGAAAAUUGUCGAAUCAAGGCAAUUCUAUGAAUCAUUAGUAACACAGUUUCCGACCUGUGGAAAAUUUUGGAAGAUCUAUGUCGAAGCGGAAAUGAAAGGACGAAAUUAUGAAAAAGUGGAAAAAUUAUUUCAACGAUGUUUAAUCAAAGUGUUGAAUAUCGAUCUGUGGAAAUGUUACUUAAACUAUGUGCGGGAUACCAAAAGCAUCUUACCGACGUUCAGGGAAAAAAUGGUACAAGCAUACGAUUUUGCUUUGGAAAAGAUCGGAAUGGAUGUUUAUUCGUAUACAAUCUGGAAUGAUUAUGUUACAUUUCUCAAAUCUGUGGAGGCUGUUGGUCCAUAUGCGGAAAAUCAAAAGAUAGCCGCCGUGCGAAAAGUUUACCAAAAAGGUAUUAUGACUCCUAUAGUCAGCGUAGAUUUAUUAUGGAAAGAUUAUUGCGCGUUUGAAAUGAGUGUCAAUCCAACAUUGGGUAAAAGUAUUAUCGAAAGUCGUUCACGCGAUUUUCUCAAUGUGAAACGAGUGACUAAAGAACUGGAAAUAUUAACACGUGCACUUGAUCGAAAUAGUCCAUGCGUGCCACCCACAACGCCGCAAUCAACCGAGGAGAUCAAGCAACUAGCAGCAUGGAGAAAACUCAUUACUUGGGAACGCUCCAAUCGAUUGAAAACAGAAGAUGCUCUACUUGUUACUCGCCGAGUCGUUUUGGCAUACGAACAGUGUCUUUUAUGUCUAGGAUAUUAUCCCGAUCUUUGGUAUGAAGUCUGUGCGUAUUUGGAGCAAACUUCGCGUCUGUAUUCCGAACGUGGUGAUGCACAUUUAGCGAAACGUUUUCUCGAUGAAGCUUCGACUUUGUAUGAACGUGCAACUCAAACAUAUAUGCGCUCCAACAUGCUCAUUCAUUUUGCUUAUGCUGAUUUCGAAGAGUAUCGCUUAAAUGUCGAUAAAGCACGUGCAAUCUAUAAUCGUCUACUCAGUCCAGACGAAUCGAAUAUGAAAGAUCCAACGUUAGCAUACAUUCAAGCGAUGCGUUUUGAACGUCGUGCUGAUGGCAUCAAAGCAGCACGAGCUGUAUUCAAACGUGCACGCGAAGAUCCACGUGUCAACCAUCAAGUAUACGUGGCGGCUGCAUUAAUGGAAUAUUAUUGUACGAAAGAUAACAAUAUUGCGUUUAAUAUCUUCAACCUUGGUUUAAAAAAAUAUGGUCAAAAUGUGGAUUAUAUUCUAGCCUAUGUUGAUUAUAUGACACAUUUGAAUGAAGAUCAUAAUGCACGUGUCCUAUUCGAACGUGUUCUCUCACCUGAUAAUGCUAUACCAAAACAAUCACAAUUACCGAUUUGGUAUGAAUUCCUUAAGUUUGAAUCCCAAGUUGGAGAUUUACAAUCGAUAAAGAAGGUCGAGAAACGUCGUUUUAAUACCUAUUCGGAGCUGAACGACUUGGAAGGCCGAGAAACCUUAUUAAUCGUUGAUCAAUAUAAAUUUCUCAAUCUUUUACCAUGCUCAACUGAUGAAUUGAAAUUACUUGGCUAUAAGGAUACUCUUUCAACAAAUUCGUCCUCCAUAACAUCGUCCAUUGCUAAUGGUUCGCCUGCAAUGAACAGUACAACAUUAUUAGAACAAGCCGCACGUGAUCGACGUGCACAUCUAUCUCGACCAGAUAUCAAACAUUUAAUGCCAUAUCGACCGACACGAAAUCCAUUACCAGGUAGUCAUCCAACUCCGGGCGGAAUUUUUCCUCUACCAGAAACAGCCAUGUACCUUGUCAAUGGUCUUCCACCAGCGAGAAAUUUCGAAGGUCCUUUUGUCAUCAUUGAUAAAUUGAUGGAAUACGUUGCCAAUGUCGUUAUACCAGAUAAUUUUGAACCGGUACGUAUAAGUGUUCAAGGUGAAUUUAUCCGUGAUCUUGAUAGCAAUAACAGUCAACAAGGCAGAAAAACUGAACAUGCUGAUAGCGAUGAUGAAGAUCAAAAUUCUCAAACCAAUCUGAAUGGACGUGCUACAAUGAACAUUUACCAACAACGUCAACAAAAACGUGCGCGUCUGGCAACUGCAGGUUCGAAUCUUGAUUAUACAUCAUCUCCGGUGCUUACUUAA
Adineta ricciae is the source of this 2706-nucleotide messenger RNA. The record is from the annotation of a GenBank genome assembly. Lineage: Eukaryota; Metazoa; Rotifera; Eurotatoria; Adinetida; Adinetidae.